Jaculus jaculus (lesser Egyptian jerboa) is the source of this 387-nucleotide messenger RNA. It is a transcript of the gene Uts2b, whose product is annotated as urotensin 2B. The transcript is spliced from 5 exons. The record is from RefSeq and is a predicted model, not a curated record. Gene Ontology annotation, cellular component: extracellular region. Gene Ontology annotation, molecular function: hormone activity. Lineage: Eukaryota; Metazoa; Chordata; Mammalia; Rodentia; Dipodidae. Gene Ontology annotation, biological process: blood vessel diameter maintenance; regulation of blood pressure. The coding region runs from base 21 to 377 and encodes 118 amino acids.
AGGACUAGGAGACUUUUAACAUGAAAAUCUUUACAACCUCCCUUUGCUUUGGAUUACUGACUUUGUUAUCUGUGAUGAUCCUUUGGGAAUCAGUGCAAGGAUGGCCGUAUAUUACUCCAGGAAAGGAAUUGUUUCCAGACAAAGGAGAUACACAUCAGGAAGAACUGUUGAUGGCUCUUCUCAAUAAAAAUUUUGAUUUCCAAAGACCUUCCAACAUUGGUGUAGAAUUGGUCAACAAAUUGGAAAAACUUAACCAGCUACAAAAGUUGAAAGAGCAAAUAACGGAUGCAAAGAGUUCUGGCAUAUCUUAUGCUGUGGACAAUCUAUCCUCUUCCCAUGGUAAUAAACGAGCUUGCUUUUGGAAAUACUGCGUUUAAAGUGUCUUCU